AUUGAGGUCAGUGGCACACGUGACUGGCGCUGUCCAGUUGGAUGCUCUGUUGACUAGCGGAGCCUGACAAUCACACGAUAUGCAUCUGCUAUUAACGUGAAUUCCUCUCCUUGGAUUAAAAUAUAUAGCCUAGCCUCGGCGUGAUCAUGGGACAGUGUGGUGUUAUUUCUUCGAAGACGGUCUUAGUCUUCCUAAAUUUGAUUUUUUGGGCUGCCGCAGGUAUACUGUGCUACAUUGGGGCCUACGUUUUCAUAACGUAUGAUGAUUAUGAUCAUUUUUUUGAGGAUAUCUACACUUUCAUCCCAGCCAUGGUGAUAAUCGCUGUGGGCACGCUUCUUUUUGUCAUUGGUUUCAUUGGAUGCUGUGCCACCAUUCGAGAAAGCCGUUGUGGCCUGGUCACGUUCUCAGCAGUGCUCCUACUGGUGUUUGCCACAGAGGUGGUUGUAGUGGUGCUUGGCUAUAUUUACAGAGCCAAGGUCGAGGCUGUGGUGAAUCACUCUAUUCAGAAAGUAUAUAAUGAAUAUAAAGGCACCAACACAGACGCUCCCAGCAGGGCCAUCGACUAUGUCCAGAGACAGCUCCACUGUUGUGGCAUUCAUAACUACUCUGAUUGGAUGAACACUCACUGGUUUAUUGAGUCCAAAAAUAACAGCGUUCCAGUGAGCUGCUGCAAGCCCACCAUCAGUAAUUGCACUGGGACGUUAAUGCGACCAGGAGACCUCUACCCAGAGGGCUGUGAAGUUCUUGUAGUAAAGAAACUCAAGGACAUUAUGCUGUAUGUCAUACUGGCAGCAUUAACGUUCGCUACCAUACAGAUGCUUGGGCUGCUGUGUGCGUGUGUGGUCAUUUGCCGCAGAGGUUAUGACCCUGCCUAUGAACUGCUUGUCAGCACAGGUAUAGAUGCCUGAGUGGCACCGCAUGGCAUCAUGGGAACGGCUGGUCCUCCCAGCCAGUGUACUGUACAUAUUUAGACUGAAUCAGGCUACCACUUUUCUACACUAAUAUUAAAACCAGUUUCAAUACUUUUGUUUGACAUAAAAUUAAAGCUUUGACAGCUUAAAUAGCCACACACUGCUUUAGCUGUGAAGAAAACGUUCCUAAAAAAUGUUCCUAGAAGACGUAUUUAAUUGUUUCUUUAUUUAUAGCACUACUGAUAUUUGUUAGAAUCUGAUGAGCAUAAAAUGAUCAUUAUAUUGUAAAUAUUUUACAUUUAAUUGAUUUCAUGUGUCAUGGUAAUGUGAUAUUAUGUGUUAUUAUGUAAGUGGUUGUUAGGCCAAAGACUGAAGUCACUGGUUGACGUAGUUCAGAUAUUUUCCCUUAUUUACAGUAUGUGUUGUAGAAGUAAUCCUUCUGAGUUAUAAGGAAGAAGAAAGAUUGUUUUAAAUUUAAAUUAUUUUCUCACAACUUUCCUUGCUUCUCAUUUCGAGCUUAUCUUUAGAGAAAUAUUGAUACAAAGGGUUUAAACUAAAUCAUUACUUUUAACUCUUGCAGCAGUAUUAAACUUGCAAUUAACAACAAGGUUACAUUACAUAAAGCAUGAAUUACACUAUCAGUCAAGUAUUUGGCAGUAAAACAAUCAAAAGCGCAAGUCUAACAAAAUAAUUUAGUAUAUUUCAAAUAUAGAACUCAGCAUUUGAAAAUUCUCUAAAAUCAGUUUGUUAUAAAAAGGCAUUUUCUUUCCCUGGAAACUUUUAUUUCAUAAAAUGGUUGUGCAAUGCCUGGGACCAAGAAAAAAAAAUAUAUUCUCUCUCAUCGUUCCAUGCGUGGCACUGCUGUUUGUCACUCUAAUGGAAGUGUUACUCUUAAAAGGUCAUUGACAUGAAUGCUCAUAUAAUAAAUUGUUCACUGUAGCAUGAAAACACUUCAUGUUUUCACAUUAUUUGAUAAAUUCAUGCUUUUCAUUUCUCCCAGCAGAAGUAUAUCAAUGACUAAUGCAAAGUACCUACUGUAAAGUAUGUUGAUCUCGGUC
This is a messenger RNA of Onychostoma macrolepis, 1969 nucleotides long. It is a transcript of the gene tspan3b, whose product is annotated as tetraspanin 3b. NCBI's taxonomy places the organism in Eukaryota, Metazoa, Chordata, Actinopteri, Cypriniformes, Cyprinidae. The coding region runs from base 147 to 908 and encodes 253 amino acids. Gene Ontology annotation, biological process: regulation of vascular endothelial growth factor signaling pathway; protein localization to plasma membrane; protein maturation. The record is from RefSeq and is a predicted model, not a curated record. Gene Ontology annotation, cellular component: membrane. The transcript has 7 exons.